CACAUUCAUGAUACAUCGUCUUGUAACUAUAUAUCCUAUGACUUGAAGUGAUCCACUACGAAUAAUAUAUUUGGUUCUCGAAAAUUCUAUAAAGUGGAAUUGUACACGAGCUUUCCAGAAUCCUCCAUCACUCAUUUCCAAACUUAUAUAUAUAAUUAUUCAUAUACUUGUGAUUUUUGUCUCAAAAGACAAAAUGGCACACUCUUUAUCCUCAAAUCUUGGUCUCAACCUUUCCAUGAUUUCCAAGAGUUUAUCAAGACAAACUCAUUUCUUUCGAGUCAGAGCCAUGACCGGUGAAGCAAGAGAAAAACUUGACCAUGUUUCAAGAUCAAACAACAUUAAACACCAUCAGUCCCAACCUAAGAAGAGAGUUUUUCCUGCUGCACCGAUAGGGUUAUGGGAUCGAUUUCCUACGACAAGGACAGUGCAAGAGAUGAUGGAAACAAUGGAAAGCAUGAUGGAAGACCCAUUUGCAAUGAGCACAAUUGAGUGGCCUUCAUCGCCGCUGCCGAUUGAAGGAGUAGGCGGGUAUAGAAGGAGGGGAAGAACACCAUGGGAGAUUAAAGAAGGAGAAAGUGAAUACAAGAUGAGGUUUGAUAUGCCUGGUAUGAACAAAGAGGAUGUUAAGGUUUGGGUGGAAGAAAAGAUGCUGGUUGUGAAAGCUGAGAAAGCACCUAAGAAGAAGAAUGAUGAAGAUGAAGAAUGGUCUAAGAGCUAUGGUAGGUAUAGUAGCAGAAUUGCUUUGCCAGAGAAUGUGCAGUUUGAGAAUAUUAAGGCUGAGGUUAAGGAUGGUGUUCUUUACAUAACCAUUCCUAAGGCUACUACUUAUUCCAAAGUCCUUGAUAUUAGUGUUCAAUGACAAUGGUUCAUUUUUUUUCUUCCAACUUGUUAAUUAGGCUUUUGUUGUUUUUGAUGUAUAUUUAGAUUUUUUUAGUGUUUUACCCUUUUUGUAAGAUGUUUGAAUUUGGUUGUGAGGAAGCCUCUCUAUUAUGGAGGGAAGUCACUUGUGUUAUGGCGCAGCUGUCUGUGCUACUACUACACAUGUGAAUAUAAGAAAAGUUUGAAUGGAAUUGAGUUCUCUUGAAUAAAGAUUUCAUGCUUCUUGGUGUUUUA
Medicago truncatula (barrel medic) is the source of this 1113-nucleotide messenger RNA. RefSeq names its product small heat shock protein, chloroplastic. Gene Ontology annotation, biological process: response to heat. Bases 194 to 859 code for a protein of 221 amino acids. Lineage: Eukaryota; Viridiplantae; Streptophyta; Magnoliopsida; Fabales; Fabaceae. The transcript has a single exon. The record is from RefSeq and is a predicted model, not a curated record.